Messenger RNA from Aspergillus novofumigatus IBT 16806, 603 nucleotides. RefSeq lists its product as uncharacterized. NCBI's taxonomy places the organism in Eukaryota, Fungi, Ascomycota, Eurotiomycetes, Eurotiales, Aspergillaceae. The transcript is spliced from 3 exons. The record is from RefSeq and is a predicted model, not a curated record. The coding region runs from base 1 to 603 and encodes 200 amino acids.
AUGACUCGUACCUUAUUUUUCUGUAUUGCAGAAGAGGCCAAGACUGUAAGUCAAUCCGUAUUUAAUGAAAGUCGCCUCGAGGCUGACCGUGAUUACCAGUUCGUGCCUACGGCCUUGCACGAAUCCAGCACAGAGCCGGAAGACCCUCCCUUACUGUACUAUCUUGUUGAAUCGAAAGACUGUCCCAGCACGGGAGAGGGACUCAGAACGAGAUUACAAGACGGUGAAUCUUUCGAGUCGGAUUUUAUCAACGCCUCAAAAGAGGAAUGCCAGGACUGGACAUUAGACAAGUGGCUUCAGCCUGUCAAAUUCAACUUUAUCGAACAGAGUAUUAUCGCUAUUGCAGAUGAGCGAAGAUCUCGCCCUCUGCCGCCAAAGGGCAACACCUGGUACGAUUUCAGAAUUCAUCAUAAUGCAGCUCAAUUAUUCCACGCCUCCCUUUUGUUCACUGAAUCAGAUAGUUUCUUUCCGAACUAUUUUGGACGACCUGAGAAAUUUACGGAUGAUACUGGCGUCUUCAAUGUAUUAAAAGCAUGGAAGCACACAGAGGAAGAAAGCAGUGACAAGGAUGAGCAGAGGACAUAUGAUGACAAUUAUGAAUAA